Molecule: messenger RNA, 872 nt
Organism: Arachis ipaensis
Lineage: Eukaryota; Viridiplantae; Streptophyta; Magnoliopsida; Fabales; Fabaceae
Source: RefSeq, a predicted model, not a curated record
ACAAUGUUUCCCUCAUCCAGCAACAGCAGCACCCCACGGUUUCUUUCCCUUUUCCAUGAAAGAAAUGAAUCAGAAGCAAAAAGGGGGAGAUGGAGCAGAGCUACGAACAAGGGAGGGACAAGCAGCGCUACUGUCGCCGGUCACCUCGCCGUCGUGCCCAGAUCGCGUCCAGCCCUCGUCACCGCCAUUCGUCCUCAGCCUCAUCGCGUUCUUGCUUGACCGCUGCUGCUCCCAUGUCCUCCAACGGCGCUGCUGUUGUCGCCAAUAGAGCUGUCACGAAGAGGAGGAAGGGCGCUGCUUCACGCCUCGCCGCCGUCGCUCCUCUGAAAAGGGCAAAAAGUGGUCGCCGUCAAGCAUGACGGGUGGAGGAGAGGGAGAACUCACGUCUGAGACUAGGAGGAGAUGGGGUUUCGCCGCUGUUGGGGUCUCACCGCCGCCGUCCCCGUGGUGGCUGGUGUCGUCGCCGGAGAAGACCACCGGAGUUGCUGUCUGCCUCUGCCUCGGGGUUCUGCAAGUUGUUCGAGCCCACUGCCGCCAGAGCUGCCCAGAACCACCGCUGUGGCUGCCGCUGGGACUGUGAACGGAAGGAGGAGAUGCUGUUUCCGUUACAGCCACUCCCGGAGGAGAAGUCAACCGCGCCGCCGUUCCGAGUUGCCGGAGAACGCCACUGCCGCCACCGAGCUCCACUGGCGAUCGCCGCUGCUGCUUGGGGCUGACUGCCGGGCUGCUGCCGAGCCGGUUCGGAGACUGCCGUUGUUUCGGUUCAGCCGUUCCUUUGGUUCGAGUCAUUGUGGUUGCUGAGAAAACGGUUUGGAGCUGAGGUUUUGGUAGUCGGGAUUUUGAUUGUUGAUUUCGGGUCGAGGCAGAAAGGA